AGGCGUUAAACCACAAGGUUUAGACGGUGGCGCCACUGGCGCGCUAAAGCAUGCACAGCACCAGUGUUUGGCCAAUCGCAAUGACGUGCCUCGUGCGACGGCACCAGGUCGGCGUGAGCAGGCUGCACGGCUGACUACUUGCUUGCUUGCCUGGUAGCAACGGAGGAGUCAUGCAGGAGAAAAGGGAUUGGUGAGUGUCAUGCUUGACACAUGAACAGCUAGACAUGGCACCUAUAAAGAAGAGUAAGGCGAACCCAGAAGGUCCUAUCGAGCAGCAACAACAACAACAACAACAACAACAACAAUUGGUGGACCCACAACCAUCGCCCGACGGACAGCAGCCGCAGAGGGACGGGUUCUUGUUAGAGCCUGAAGCUGGUGGGUCUGCGAGAGUACCUACAUCUUCUGCUACGCGGCCCAGCAGCUGGUAUGGUGGAGGCUCAUGGCGCGCCAAGGCUUCUCCCGUCGCGCAGAUAGCCCGGGAGAGCAUCUCUGUUGCCAAGGGUGCAACUUCCGAGUCUAGCGAUGAGCCAGCACGCCGUCCGAGUCAGUCAGUCAGCAAGAGUGUACGAGGGAGUCGGAAGAGUGUGCCGCUUGUGGCCGAGCCAACCAGGAUCCACGCAACAAGCGAUGCGCUCGAUAAGAGCAGGCCACGCUUUCCGUCUGAGGAAAAGCUGCGUAGAGUUGAGGGUACAAACGAGUCCACAUCCAUGGAGCCCAAGAUCACAGUCGAAGAAUCCGCGCCUCUGCCUCCUGAGCCGACAGUAGAGGCCAAUGGAGACGAGAAGAGCCUUCGCAGCGUAGACGAGAGGCCACAGUCAUGGUUCGGGUGGUGGUCGCGUCCAGACGGGUAUGGUAGUGAUGGUGACAAAGGUAAAGCGAGCAACAAGCGGCGGAAGCUGGACAUUGAGACAGCUAGCGGCACGCCUUUGCCAGGCUCACCAACUCAGCAGCCUGCCGAUGCACAACAGCUAGACCCAAAUAUGCCUGACCUACCCAGCCACACUACUAUUGACGCUCAGGAGCCGCAACUACAGAGCGUGGGACAGUGGGAAGGCGUACAGCCUGGUGUGAGCUCUAGUGUAACGGCAGCGAAGACAUGGUUCCGUCUUUGGAGUACUGCGCAAAACCAGCAGGCUGCGGCUGAUGCACAGGCGUUGGAAGGGACGGCAGAACCUGCGCCGGUUGCGGCCACCUCCACUGAUCCUGCAAUUACUGUGACUCAAGAUACACCGAAGCCGGACGACCUGCCAGUUGAGACCGAUCGCCCCAAAGCGUCUGGCUGGGUUUUCUGGUCACAGGACCAGCCCCAGAAAGCCACAGCUUCACCAGGCGACACGCAGAAAGAAGUCGGAGAGAUUGCGGUGGCCGAUACUCCAAGUCAAAGCCAUCCUGAAGCCGCACAAUUCAACGAGCAAAGAGAGGAGCAGCGACCGCAAGCUACCGCUAAGCGAACAGACACUCUGCUCGGACCAAAGCGUGGCAGAGCAGAUAGGGUCAAAGACCAGUCCGCAGCUUCCUCUGCUGCAACGCCUUCAGACUCCAAAGCACAUUCUCCAGCUAGCUCACAGGCACCCUCAGAAAGCGGCAGUGUGGCCAAUGACCUUGACAUGCCGUUGCCAGUCAAGCGAUGGAAGGUGGCCCAAAGUCGGCCAAACCUGGUGUUGCCCUUGUUCCAGGACACAUACCCCACAACACCGAAUCUGAGUUACCUUGAGCGCCUUGCUACAUAUCUUGCCCAGACACUACGUCUGCCAGGUAGUGAGGCACCGCCGGUAGCGCAACAUGUCUACAUCUCCCCUGCACCACCGAAGGUCAGGAAAGCCAUUGCCAUUGGCGUCCACGGCUUCUUCCCAGCUGCAAUGUUCGCACGAGUGUUCGGUCAGCCGACGGGUACAUCCAUCCGGUUUGCUUCCUACGCUGCCGCAUCGAUUAAGGCAUGGUGCCAGGGGCACCAGCCCGAAAUCAGCGAUGUGCAGAUUGACAAGGUUGCAUUGGAAGGUGAAGGCUUGGUCGACGACCGUGUGAGUACACUUUGGAAGUUGCUGUUGAACUGGUUGAGUCACCUUCGCCAAGCGGACUUUAUCCUGGUUGCGGCGCACAGUCAAGGCGUGCCAGUUGGCAUCACGCUUUUGGCGAAACUGAUACAGCUCGGAUGCCUUUCGCCGCACGUUAGGCUCGGUGUCUGCGCCAUCGCUGGCAUCAACCUCGGACCUUUUCUGGAGUAUAAGUCUCGCUUGCUAUCAGGCAGCGCGCUGGAGCUGUUCGACUUCUGCGACCCAUUCAGCAAAGUCAGCAAGUCGUACAACGAAGCUUUAGACAUCUGCCUCCGACACGGAGUCCGCGUAACUUUCGUAGGCGCCCUAGACGAUCAACUAGUCAGCCUUGAAUCGAGCCUCUACGCACCACUGAGCCAUCCUUAUGUUAGCAGGGCAGUCUUUGUCGACGGUCGCCUACACGUCUUGAAUUUCUUGACACACCUGGUUGUCUUCGCUCUUAAGUUGCGCAAUCUUGGCGUGAGCGACCAUGGUCUUCUACGCGAGCUCUCCUUGCCGCUUGCUGGUAGUCUGGUUGGCGGCGAAGGCCACAGCCGCGUCUAUGAUGAUGCGGCGGUGUACAGAUUGGCCGUCGACUUCGCUCUCGAGACCACAGACGCCACGCCCUCGAACACUGCGCCUGUACCCACGGCAGCCGCAAGCUUGCUUGCAACCGACAAAGACAAAGCACGCUCCGUUGCUGCUGCUCGCCGUAUUGCGCCGCUGAUUGCGCACUACGAACCACCUUUGAAUGGAGGCAACAACAAUCCCUUCUACCUCCCCUGGGCUGUAAGAGGCAUGCUAGAAGAGGAGAUGGUCAAGAGGGAUUCGAAGCUGCAGGCAGAAGUCGCCGAGUUGGUCAAGGAGUUCGAGGAGUGGCAGCCUACGAGCAAGGUGCUGAAGGAUGUUCGAUGGCGGCUAGAGGGGGUGAGAAACAUACUCUAA
This is a messenger RNA of Baudoinia panamericana UAMH 10762, 2981 nucleotides long. RefSeq lists its product as uncharacterized. The record is from RefSeq and is a predicted model, not a curated record. The transcript has 2 exons. Bases 225 to 2981 code for a protein of 918 amino acids. Lineage: Eukaryota; Fungi; Ascomycota; Dothideomycetes; Mycosphaerellales; Teratosphaeriaceae.